UAUUUUUCCUCCAUUGGGAAGGAUCAUAAUAUAAUAUUGUUUUGAAAGAGAAAAAUACAGAAAACAAAAUUGCAGAUUUUGAAGUAUAGAGAGAGACAGAGAUUGUGCAUGGUUAUCAUCACCGAUGGAGCCAACAGGGUCUCUUCUUCAAUUUCUAUAUCCGGAAAAUAGAUGCAUGUAGAAAAGGGGACGAAACCAAUCAGGUUCAGAUUAUGGUGUUGACUCUUAGCCAUUGAGUUUGCAGUAUUAUUAGGAUUGUUGGAUUAGCAAUGGCUCCUGGAAGCAGUGUUUGCAAAGAAGUUGUUGAAUACAACCCAAAAACUUCAAAUUAUGACAAGACGAUGCAUAGAGUGGAGAAAACUAGUAAAAGUACCACUGGAUUGGGUGAAAAGCAUGGUAUGCCUGCAACCAAUGGUGUGCACGAGCUACUUGAGUGUCCUGUCUGCACAAGUUUAAUGUACCCUCCUAUUAACCAGUGCCCAAAUGGCCACACUCUAUGCUCCAACUGCAAGAUUAGAGUCCAUAACUGUUGCCCGACUUGCCAACUUGAACUGGGAAAUAUAAGGUGUUUGGCUUUGGAGAAAGUAGCAGAAUCAUUGGAACUCCCUUGUAGAUAUCGGAGUCUUGGUUGUCAUGAUAUUUUUCCGUACUAUAGCAAGCUCAAGCAUGAGCAACACUGCCGAUUCUGUCCAUACAACUGUCCUUAUGCUGGAUCCGAGUGCUCUGUCAUGGGUGACAUCCCUACCCUCGUUGCACAUCUCAGGAAUGAACAUAAGGUUGACAUGCAUGAUGGGUGUACAUUCAACCAUCGUUAUGUGAAAUCAAAUCCACGUGAAGUUGAAAAUGCCACAUGGAUGCUAACUGUGUUUAAUUGUUUUGGAAGACAGUUCUGUUUUCACUUUGAGGCCUUCCAGCUCGGUUUGGCACCAGUCUACAUGGCCUUCCUACGUUUUAUGGGUGAGGAUACCGAGGCAAAAAAGUUCAGCUAUACUUUAGAAGUUGGUGCAUAUGGCCGGAAGCUAAUAUGGCAAGGAGUUCCAAGGAGCAUCCGCGACAGUCACAGGAAAGUUCGUGACAGUCAAGAUGGGCUUAUCAUUCCAAGGAACUUGGCUCUCUUCUUCUCCGGUGGGGAUAGGCAAGAACUGAAGUUGAGAGUGAUUGGAAGGGUAUGGAAAGAACAAUGAGAUACUGAAAGAUUGAGGAUUUUUUGGGUGAUUGUACAGUUUUAAGUAUGUUAUACCAAUAUGCUGAUUGGUUUUUUCAUUAGUGCAUAGAAUGGAAAUUUCUGUGUUUGGCCUGUUGAGGGUCUGUAGAACACUUCAAUUGAGUUUAUGUUGAAAAUUUGAAAUUUCUUAUUUAGUCAA
Cornus florida is the source of this 1364-nucleotide messenger RNA. RefSeq names its product E3 ubiquitin-protein ligase SINAT2-like. The transcript has 4 exons. Gene Ontology annotation, molecular function: protein binding; ubiquitin protein ligase activity; zinc ion binding. The record is from RefSeq and is a predicted model, not a curated record. Gene Ontology annotation, cellular component: cytoplasm. Gene Ontology annotation, biological process: ubiquitin-dependent protein catabolic process; multicellular organism development. The coding region runs from base 270 to 1184 and encodes 304 amino acids. NCBI's taxonomy places the organism in Eukaryota, Viridiplantae, Streptophyta, Magnoliopsida, Cornales, Cornaceae.